Molecule: messenger RNA, 2487 nt
Organism: Oryza sativa Japonica Group (Japanese rice)
Lineage: Eukaryota; Viridiplantae; Streptophyta; Magnoliopsida; Poales; Poaceae
Product: protein NEN4
Molecular function (GO): protein dimerization activity; DNA binding; 3'-5' exonuclease activity
Source: RefSeq, a predicted model, not a curated record
CUGCACUGAACUGACCGGAUCGAGUUGUUCAUCCGCACCGCACCGCACCGAAGCUUCUCCCUCCCUCCCGGCCUCCCUUGCCGCCGCCGCCGCCGCCGCCCCGCGCCCAUCGCCCGACGCCGACGCUCCUCCGGCCAGAUCCAACCCCCUAGCUACGGCGCUCCCUUUCUGUCCGUUUGAUGGGCGGCGGCAGAGGCAUGUAGCUAGCUAGGGUUUCAACAAUGAAGUCCAUCCAAGACUAUCUUGCUCGCUCCAACUCCAAGUCCAAGAAUUCAGAGUUGGUUAUGAAAGAUGACAUCCCUCUGGGUCUUGGAGCUGCCAAAAACUCAACUGCUGCUCCUGAUUCCAGUCAUGCUGUUGAAGAAGAAUAUGUUAGUAAGAGAAAGCUGACAUCGAGUGUGUGGAAAGAAUUCAAGAGGAAGAAAAUCGACAGCAAGUGGAAAGCCGAGUGCCUAUGGUGCCAUAAGAGGCUCGGAGGGGACACUAAGAAUGGCACCAAACAUUUGCACGAUCAUCUCAGCAAAUGUCCUCGUCGCAGGAGUAAUAAAGUCAGCAAGCCAACUCCCUCCAAAUGUACAAAGGAUAUUGAUCAGGAACCCACUGUUGCUUCUUUAGAAAGCUCCACCUUUAGCCAGGAUGUUGCCAGGAUGGAGCUUGCGAGAAUGAUUAUCUUGCAUGAAUAUCCUUUGUCUAUUAUGGAGCAUUACGGUUUCCAAAGGUUUGUUAGGGCUCUUCAACCAUUGUUCCAGCUGGUUCCCAACAGUAGUCUUAAGAAGGAUGUUAUCAGCAUUUAUGAGACGGAGAGGGUCAGAACCAGGGAAAUUUUGUGGGAGGCUAAAGGUCGGAUUGCAAUAACAGCAGAUAUAUGGACAUCAGAUGAUCAAAAUAGAGGUUAUGUGGCUGUCAGAGCUCAUUUUAUCGACCAAUCCUGGACAUUCCAGUGCCGUCUACUGAGCUUUAUACAUGUGCCAUGGCCGCAUACAGCUCAAGCAAUUUCUGAAACUCUGUCUUCUUGUUUGAACGAAUGGAAUCUUGGAAGGAGGGUAUCAAUGGUGAUGGCUGAUGAUUGUUCUACAGAUGAUACGGUUACGGGGCUCUUAAAGCAAAGGCUGGAUACCGAACAACUUUUGUUAGGUGGGUCUUUGCUGAACAUGAGAUGCUGCGCCUAUGUGCUAAGUAGAAUUGCCAAUAGUUGCCUGGGUGUGAUGGGAGGUGCUGUUGAUAGGAUCCGCGCCAGUGUUGAUUUCUGGACAGCAACAACUGAAAGAGAUGUAGUGUUUGCUGAUGUUGCUCGUGGUUUGAAUGUUAAUCUCGACAAGAAGUUGACUCUUGAUUGUAAUAAUAGAUGGUACUCUACCUUAUCCAUGUUAAAUGUUGCCAUAAGCUACAAGCAAGUCUUUGAUCACUUAAGGCAAAUAGAGGAACAGUAUAUUUGUGCUCCUGAUGAUGAUGACUGGAAAUUAGCAAAAGAGGUCUGCAGUAAGUUGAAACUGUUUUCUGACAUUGCAGAACUAAUUUCAGAGGCUAAGUAUGUUACUGCUAAUAUGUACUUCCCCAAGAUUUGUGGAAUUCGGAUGGCCAUGAGGAGAUGGCCUGGGUGUGAGGAUGAACUGAUAGGAAGGAUGAGAAAUGAAAUAGCCGAAUUGUUUGAGAAAUAUUGCGUUGAAGUUCAUGAUCUCAUGGCUGUGGCAACUGUCCUAGACCCCAGAUAUAAGCUUGAGCUACUGCAGUUUUAUUUCCCCUCAAUUUUUGGUGAUGAGGCAUACAAUGAGAUAAAUAGAGUCCGGCAGCUCUGUUAUGAUUUGAUCAAACAGUAUCAGGGUCCCCAAUCAAAAGUCGGUGCAAUGCAGCCUUGUGGGGGGGAGGAAGAGGGUCCAGAUCAGUUAUCUAGCUUCGAUCUAUAUAUCGCUUUCAAGUUCUCCAGUGCAGAUGUCAAGUCAGAACUAGACAAAUACUUGGACGAGCCUGUUAUCCCUAGAGCAGUAGACUUUGACAUAAUAGAUUGGUGGAAGAUUAUGGGGAAGAGGUUUCCAACUCUGCAGAUGUUAGCAAGAGACAUUUUAGCGGUUCCUGUCUCAAGGGUAGUUUCUGAAUCGGCGUUUAGCAUUGCUGGAAGGGUUUUGAGUCCACAGCGUAGCAAGCUUUUACCUGAUACACUGGAGGCCUUGAUGUGCUCACAAGAUUGGCUUCAUGCAGAAAACAGAGGUGCAGGAUCGUCAGGGCUCUUGAGCUGCCUCACUUGCCUGGAAGAUGCUGAUGUAACUACAAAGGAGUGAAGUUUGGACGCCUGUUGAUUGUUUGCUACAAAUAUAUGCUGAAGUUGAUCUCGCACAUUCACCAGCUGAAUUAAAGCGCUGAGAUCUGGGUUAGCUUUUUUUUUGGUUUAUCUCAAGAGUAUUGUGGGUAAGGAAGGUGGUGUGUAUGUUGGAACUGUGAGGAGUCUACUAAAAUGAAGAAAGCAUUCAGUUGAUCAUUCUUUUCAGGAAA